AACCCUUAUGACAAGAAUUAUGCUCUGUAUUUUAGAUAUAUCGAAAAAUUUCUCUAUAAUGAAAUACAAACCGAACUGAAUUUGAUCCGUUACAAUCCAAUUUAACUCAAUUUUCUUGAUGAAUAUUUAUAAGAACCGAAGAAACCAAAUUGUAACUUUUUUUCGAUUUCAAUUCCAAUUUUAGAGGUGAACCGGACCGUGCUCAUCUUUAAAUUUGAUGUAAUUUUGGUCGGGUCGGGAUUGUCCGGGGAGAAUCCUGUGCCAUUUUAGUCAUCACGUUUCAAUUUUCAAUCUCUUUUCCUAAUGCCACUGUUCACGCCCAGUGCUGUUUCUGGUGUGGUGAACUGAUGGCACUUCCCGCCAUCGCAAGAAGACUGCGAAGCAAACAUUCCCAGCUCUUCCUAUCACACACCCUACUCCCAUCCAUUUCUGACUCACCGUCUCCGCCUCGUUCCUCACAACUUCUCCUCCGCGAUCUCUGUCAGACGUUUCAUCGAACACUUCUUGUGCUCCCGCAAACCCCUCGCCAUUUCUGUACUCUCCAGCCCUUCUCAGCCCAAACCCUCAACGACCCUUUGGGCUUCAAUGGCCAACGAUUCAACAAAAACCACCCCCGCGACUCGGGUUUCACCCAAUUUCUCGAAUUGCUCAAACGCGCCGCCGAUUUUGCCUCAGAAGCCGAGACCAUGGCUUUUCUCGACGAGUCGGGCAUCAAGGUGGAUCGAGAAGCGGUGCUUUUGGCGAUUUGGGAGUUGAGGCAAGAUUGGAAAUCGGCGUUUUUGGCUUUCCAAUGGGGUGAGAAGUGGGGCUGUUGCAACGAAGAGGCUUGUAGUCUGAUGGUAUGGAUUCUGGGGAGUCACAAAAAGUUCAGUACUGCUUGGUGUUUGAUACGAGACUUGCAUCGGGCUUUGAUGGAUACGCGGCGUGCAAUGCUUAUUAUGAUUGAUAGAUAUGCAUCUGUGAAUGAUCCGUGUAAGGCCAUUAAGACAUUCCACGUAAUGGACAAGUUCAGAUUGACUCCUGAUCAAGAAGCAUUCCACAUCCUCUUGAAUGCUCUCUGUAAAUAUGGAAACAUUGAAGAAGCUGAAGAGUUCAUGCUUGUAAAUAAGAAGCUUUUCCCACUGGAGACCGAGAGCUUUAACAUUAUUUUGAAUGGGUGGUGUAACAUAUCUGUUGAUGUUUUUGAAGCCAAGAGAGUUUGGAGAGAAAUGUCAAAAUGUUGUGUUACACCAGAUGCAACUUCUUAUACGCACUUGAUCUCCUGCUUCUCAAAGGUUGGGAAAUUAUUUGACUCCCUUAGGCUCUAUGAUGAAAUGAAGAAGAGGGGUUGGAUCCCUGGGAUCAGCGUUUAUAGCUCAUUAAUUUAUGUUCUCACUUGUGAAAAUUGUUUUAAAGAAGCUCUCAAAAUACUGGACAAAUUGAAAGAAGAGGGUUUGCAGGCAGAUGCUACCACGUAUAACUCAAUGAUAUGUCCUUUAUGUGAAUCAGAAAAGCUAGAGGAGGCGAGGCAGAUGUUGAGCGCUAUGAUAGCCGAUAAUCUCAGCCCAACCACUGAGACUUACAAUGCGUUUCUCCAGAGCACAGGUUUAGAGGGAACUCUUGAAAUUCUUAAUCGGAUGAAGAAAGCUAAUUUAGGUCCCAGUAGCAGUACCUUUCUUAUGAUUCUUGGAAAGUUCUUCAGAUUAGAGCAACCUGAAAUGGCAUUGAAGAUGUGGACGGAAAUGAAGCAGUAUGGAGUAGUGCCUGAUUCUGCACAUUACACAGUAAUGGUACAAGGGCUGGCAGCUUGUCGGUUGUUAAUUAAGGCCAAGGAAAUAUUUUCUGAGAUGAAGACUGACGGAUUUGUAGAAGAUCCAAAGCUUAAGAGGCUUUUGGAGGAGCCAGGUAGUCGUGUUAAAGGAAAACGGAGACCGAAACCAGUCAAGCAGGCAACAAAGGUUAAUCAAAACCAAGGCAGUACAAAGAGAUGGAAUAGUCUGCGCCAAUCAUGAAAGAAAAAGGCAUCAAUUGAAUAGUUUAAGCUCAAAUUCGACUGCAUGCGGAACAUUUCUAAAAGAUAUGGGUUGUAGUUAUUGGCCAAGUCAUUGAGGAAGCUGCUUCUGCAAACAUCGACUCAUAGAAACAGUACCACUUAUGCUAUCUGGUUUUCAUCCGUGGCAGCUGAUUAAGACAAAAAUUAAUCUGGCAUUGAGAAAGGAGCUCAGCUUCUUCAAUAAUGCAAAAGUUUAUCAAAGAGCAUUUAAUUCACAGUUUUCUGGUAUAUUCGGGAAUCAUUGCUGUUGUUUCUCGAUGUUCCUGGUAUGUUUUCUACUUGAUCCCUCGUGUUCAUAUUGUACUUCUGGCAGAUGACUCCAACUUUGGUCAAUUAGUCAUGAACGUGAUUAGUUUAUCGUGGUUUCCAUGAUUUGGAAGCACACUAUUUUCCUCUUUUCGUUGUUGCUUUUGUUUGCUCAUACUGAACAAAGACUUGUUAACAUUUGGUGAACGAAGACUUGUUUGGAAGUGUAGUAUUUUUUUUUCUUCUGCA
This is a messenger RNA of Pyrus x bretschneideri (Chinese white pear), 2527 nucleotides long. RefSeq names its product pentatricopeptide repeat-containing protein At1g80880, mitochondrial. The coding region runs from base 348 to 1991 and encodes 547 amino acids. The record is from RefSeq and is a predicted model, not a curated record. Gene Ontology annotation, molecular function: protein binding. The transcript has 2 exons. Lineage: Eukaryota; Viridiplantae; Streptophyta; Magnoliopsida; Rosales; Rosaceae.